AUGGACAUGUCCAGCCAUCUUUUGGCUGCUCUCAACCUGCCCCCAAUCCGCGACGUUCCUCCCUACCCUUCCGGGUCCGACUCUCAGCCGAGAGAUCGUCCGGCGCCGCUCGAACCAUCCACGAGUCAAGAUGCGUACAGCUCUCCACAAUACCAACAGGGUCGGCGAGAACCGAAUCAGCAACAGCAACAACAGUCACAGACAUCUCAGCAGCAGCAGCAACAACAGCAGCAGCAGCAGCAUCAUCAACAGCAACAGCAGCAUCAACAGCAUAACCCACAACAACAGCAGCAGUCUUCCCCGACAGACGUGCCGAAAGAACCUUCACAACGUCAAGAUGCGCAGGAUGGGCUUGAGGAAUCCAUAACUUUAACAGCGCGAAUGAAGCCUCAGCCUGCACCCAUGGCCCCAUCAAUGGAUAUCGAUACAGUAAAGAGCGAGAAAGAGAAUGCGGCGGCGGCGGAGAACCGCCAAGACCAUAAUGCAACUCCAUCAGGAAGCCGGUCGUAUCCAGCGCUUCUACCAUCCGCACUGGCGACAACCGAGGGUCAGUCGUCCAAAGGAGCAACAACACCUAAUAGACCCACGUCUUCGUCGGUCGGAGGGAAAAGCUCAAAUCGAAGGGCAAGAAGGAAAUGGACAGAGGAGGAAACUAAUGAUUUGAUCAAAGGAUGUCAUAUUCACGGUGUUGGUAAUUGGAAAAAAGUUCUCGACGAUGCUCAGUUUCACUUUAACGGUCGUUCAUCUUCACGACCUGCUGCUACUCCAGUCGAACCGGUUGCGGUUUCCCCGGUAGCACCCAGAACGCCAAAGGCACCAGACAGUGAUAAGGGAAAAAGGAAAGCUACGAGGACAGAGCUUCACCAUGCCCAGGUCCUAGAAAAACUUGGAAUUCCAAAGAGUUUUCCGAAAGUACAGCGUCGUGAAAGGAGAGAAUUUACACAAGAUGAAGAUUCGCGUCUUCUUCAAGGAUUUCAAAUUCACGGAGCUUCUUGGUCAAAGAUACAAAAUGACCCACAGUUAAACUUAAAUCACCGUCGAGGCACAGAUCUUCGUGAUCGAUUCCGAAAUGCAUUUCCAGAAAGAUAUGAAUCGGCCGGCUUCAAAGCUCGCCCCCGCCAGAGACCCAAACCUCCACGUUCUUCCGGUGAAACCAAGGAAGGCGAGGAGGAGGAGUCGAGCCAGGAUGGCUCUUCCAAGGGAAAUAUCAACGUCAAUAACAACACCAAUCCUCAUACCAAUACCAACACCAAUAACCAUAACAACAACGCCAGUACGACAGACUUGCUUAUGCAAAGUCUCCUAGCCGGUUGGGGCAACAGUCAAGAUACUGUCAUGCCUUCGUCUGACCAAUCGCCUGCACCUGGGUCAUUGGCGUUGGAUCCAGCACUUAAUGAAGGGUUCGCAGGCGCCUCCCUUGAACAAAUUACCGAUGACUUCUUAGCAGUUGCCCAGGGGGGACCGAAAGAGGGCAGCCAGAACCCUGAACCUGAAGGGCCGCACGAUAAUAUGGUGAGGUGGGAGGAUAUGGCUACGCAUCAAAUUUUUGAUCUUGAUCCUUCCAUCGCAUCUACACAGGGACCUGCACCAGUAGCACCAGUAGCACCGGUUGCUCCAGUUGCUCCAGUUCCAGUUACCCAAGUUGCCUCGAUCGCUCCCAUCGCUCCCGUUGCUCCCGUGGCCCCAGUUGCCCCUGUGGCCCCCGUUGCUCCCGUUGCUCCCGUUGCUCCGGUGGCUCCGGUAGAAACUCUCUCUUCAGUCAGCGAAGAGAAGAAAAACGCUUCCCCCGUUCACGAUGCCACCCCAAAUUCUGAGGGCACGGGAAGAAAAAGGUCACCAGAGGAAGGGCCCUCAUCAAUGGAUGUCGGCGCAAGUGCAAAGAAGCGUCGUACUGGAGAUGAUCCUGCAUCUACGGGCACUGAAUAG
This is a messenger RNA of Morchella sextelata, 1926 nucleotides long. RefSeq lists its product as uncharacterized. The transcript has 5 exons. Bases 1 to 1926 code for a protein of 641 amino acids. The record is from RefSeq and is a predicted model, not a curated record. NCBI's taxonomy places the organism in Eukaryota, Fungi, Ascomycota, Pezizomycetes, Pezizales, Morchellaceae.